Anoplopoma fimbria (sablefish) is the source of this 4597-nucleotide messenger RNA. It is a transcript of the gene agbl5, whose product is annotated as AGBL carboxypeptidase 5. Gene Ontology annotation, biological process: protein deglutamylation; proteolysis. The record is from RefSeq and is a predicted model, not a curated record. Gene Ontology annotation, molecular function: metallocarboxypeptidase activity; zinc ion binding. Lineage: Eukaryota; Metazoa; Chordata; Actinopteri; Perciformes; Anoplopomatidae.
UCAGGAGUGAGAAGGACGAUGGAAAUAAAGAUGGACAUCGAACGAAAAUAGCUCAGCUAUAUGUCAGACCUCGGACUGGCACUUCAGGAAGAACCCAAGGGGAGAAAAGUGAGAGCCUAGAGUUCACAACCAUGGAAGCUCGCGUUGGUAAUAUUGUUUUCAGCUCCAAGUUUGACUCAGGUAACCUGGCACGUGUGGAAAAGGUGGAAAAGGGCAACUCUAGCCCUCCUACCGAUGUAGCUCCCAGUGGAAGUGCCCUCUCAGGGUCAAACCUCACCCCUGACUAUGAGUUCAAUGUGUGGACGCAGCCAGACUGCGGUGGCACGGAACAUGAGAAUGGAAACAGAUCAUGGUUUCACUUCAGCGUACGGGGUGCGGCACCUGGAAAGAUACUGAAGAUCACUGUGAUGAACAUGAACAACCAGAGGAAACUCUACAGCCAGGGUAUGGCUCCUCUCGUACGCACUUUACCUGGCAAGAACCGGUGGGAAAGGAUCCGGGACAGACCCACAGCUGAGAUUGUGGAUAACCAGUUCAUCCUCUCAUUCUCUCACCGGCUGUCGGAGGUGCGAGGCGCAACCACCUACUUCUCUUUUUGCUUCCCCUUCUCCUAUAGUGAGUGCCAGGAGAUGAUGCAGCAGUUUGACAAGAGCUACCCUAAUGCUGCUCAACUCAGUCCGAGCAGUGCCCCGGACAGUGUGUAUUAUCAUAGGGAGUUGUUGUGCCACUCUCUAGAUGGUAAUAGGGUGGACCUGCUCACUGUGACCAACUGCAAUGGGAUGCAAGAGGAGAGAGAACCCCGUCUGCCUAAGCUGUUUCCCGACACCAACACGCCAAGACCACACUGCUUCUCCAGCAAAAGGGUGUUUUUUCUCAGCAGUCGAGUGCAUCCCGGGGAGACUCCCUCAUCCUUUGUGUUCAACGGUUUCCUCAACUUCAUCCUAAGAAGAGAUGACCCUCGUGCUCAUGCGCUUCGGAGCAUGUUUGUUUUCAAGCUCAUUCCCAUGCUCAACCCAGACGGCGUUGUUCGUGGGCACUACAGGACUGAUUCCAGGGGUGUGAACCUAAACAGACAAUACUUAAACCCCAGCCCUGAGCUGCACCCUUCCAUCUUUGCAGCCAAAACAAUUUUGCUCUACCACCACACUCACAACCGCCUGCACAAUACACAGUCCAGCACUCACUGUAACAGCCCCACACACAUGCAGACCCGGCCCAUUAGCAUCAAAUCUGCUCCCUUCACCACCCUUGAAGUCAGCUUGAACCAACGAAAUGCAGAGAAUGACACAAAUCCUGUGCUGCCAGAAGUUCGGAUGGUGAUGGAGGAAAACGCCUGGGUCACCACAGAGAUGGGGAAGGUGGACCGGAACUGCUCAUCAAGCUCCUCAGAGACUGUAGCUCCUGUUACUGUAGAGGUAACAUUACCAGAGGUGGAAGAACAAGAAUCAAUUCCACCACAGGAAGGGGGUGUGGCAUAUUAUGUGGACUUACAUGGCCACGCCUCUAAACGGGGGUGCUUCAUGUAUGGAAAUAACCUUCCUGACGAGAGCCAGCAGGUAGAGAACAUGCUGUAUCCGAGGCUGAUCGCUGUGAACUCUGCCCACUUUGAUUUCCUGGGCUGUAACUUCUCAGAGAAAAACAUGUAUGCACGUGACAAGAGAGAUGGCCAGUCUAAAGAAGGCAGUGGGCGGGUGGCCAUUCACAAGGCCAUAGGGCUGCUUCACAGCUACACUUUGGAGUGCAACUACAACACAGGAAAAACCAUGAACACCAUCCCACCUGCUUGCCAUGACAACGGACGGGCAACCCCACCUCCACCCCCAUCAUUCCCUCCAAAAUACACUCCAGAAAUAUUUGAACAGGUGGGCCGUGCCGUGGCUAUCUCUGCCUUGGAUAUGGCAGAGUGUAACCCAUGGCCACGACUGGUGCUGUCUGAGCACAGCUGCCUGAUGAACCUUCGAGCUUGGAUCCUCAAGCACGUCCGCAACACCAAAGGACUAAACACGCACAUCCACGCUCAUCCUCCAGCGAGAACACACCACAAUGGCAGCAAGGCGUCACCGCCGAAGAGCUUCAACAACUGUUUGUCCGGCUCAGCUUCGGAGAACACACUCAGCCGCAUUCGCUGCAACAGCCACAGUAGCAGCAGCCAGACACCCUCCCCGAAGAUGCACAGCUCCCCCAGCUUUACUUUUGGCUGCCCCCCAUCCCGAACACACACGCAGCACAACGGCACGCACACCAGCGGGCGUGGAGUCAACAAGACACUCGGGCCAGUCAGGGACCCUAAGCCUCAGGAGAGGAGACGCCCACCCCACCACCGCUCCAUUCUACGGUCUCCCAGCAACAGCCACACACCCUCGCCCCCACUCUCACCCCCUUCCUCCUCCUCCUCCUCCUCGUCUUCCUCUGUGUGUGCAGCGGGCUCCUGUCCCCUCCCGGCCUCCAUCAGUAUGACAGGCGUCAGCUGCCCAGACUUUCAGGCUGGAGGACCCAGUUCAGCGGGUUGGUCCAGAAUGCCUUUCCCCAUGCGGCGUGUGGGGAGAGGGUGCCGGACUCUAACAGUCACUCAUCCCCCCGCAGAGGCCCGCACAGAGGCUGCUAAAGACUUGGGGCCUGAACAAAUCCUUUCCUCCAUCAAAUUUAGCAAGUAUGAGCUGCAGCCUCACAUGAGCCGUAUCCCCAUCCGGAGGGCGGGGUCGACUGAAACCCCUCCUACGCAUGGCAGUAAAACAUCCCCUGUCAGCAUUAACACAGUCUCAUCGGGAGGAAAGGAGGAGUCAGCCACCAUGAAAGUCUGGAAGCUGCUAAGACCUGGCCUCCAUCGACACCUGGCACUGUCAGGUGUAUCUGGGAAAGAGGGUGCCAUGCAGCUGGCCUCUAAAGCACUAAUGAAGAAAAGCCCAGACAGGAGUCUUCACUAUAGAGGAAAUACCAUCAUGGAAACUGCACACGAGAAGGAUGAAACGGUGCAACAGGUAGAGGAGACUCCAGUCAUGCCUCUGCCUGAGACUGUGAACAUGUGUGAGACGGGGACCCUGUGUGGAGAAGCCUAGCAAAUGUACAGAAGAGGAGGCACUUGUGUAUAUGUCUGUUUUUCCUUGUUAGUCUAAACUACAAGUUUGCGACCAAAACCAUUAAAACUAGGACCGGGGGGGGGGCAUGUUGGUGUCUUAAUAUGCAAUACAACAAGUUUAACAUUAUUUAUUCAGAUUUCCAGCGCAUGCUAAUAUAUCAACAUAGUCAGACCAUGGAGCUGUCAAGUACAACAAGUGAGCAGCUUUACUGGAGCAGCUAAAGGUUUAGAGUGCCUUGCUCAACGAAACCACAACUAUGGUUGAGGUAGGGGAGAAGUAAAAAAAAAAACCUUCCCCAUCCAAGAAUUUCAACUGAUCAAGAAUCCAUACACUUGAAAUGUUCUGUAACCUUUCAGCUACCAUCAUUGUACUUCACAUAUCGUUCUUUGUAAUUUUGGUCCUUGCCUUCUGAUGUCCCCUCCCCCCCAAAAAUGUGUUAUUUGCACUCUAACCAACACUGUAAUGCACUGGUAAGUAUUUUUACAGUCAGCCACUCGAACCAUUACAGCAAAGGGUUGAUUUUUUUAUUCAGACUGAUAAGCACAGCAGCACCUUUUAUAACCACCUUAUUUCAGGUGUGACUUUGGAAACAAAUUUGAGUGAAGUGUGUAUUUAAUGUCAUUAUUUCAGAAGUGUGUGCUGUUUUGCAUAUUAUGCCCAUAAACGGUUUUCACUCCCGAUGGACAUUUUCAUGGUUUGUUUUACACUGAUUUUAGUAGAAGUUUUGACACUGAUCACCAGCGAAGAAACUGAGAUGUGAAACUGUAAAAUAGUAGUGAGCUAAGUGCAGAUAUGAAACCAUAAGUAACUACACAUGUCCUAUUGAAUGGAGAGCAGGUGAGUGUGAGCCAUGUGUGACAAGCAAUUUUGUGAUAAAUGCAGGGCCAUGAAAGGCCCAGCUACUAGUUUGAAAGAACAUUAAGGACAAGGUUAGAUUACUGAAAAAGAACCAACCAGUUCUGUAAUAAAAUGAAUCCAAAGCUGUGAAUAUUGCUUGGUAAAGUAAACCUUCAUGUGCAAAUGUCUGUGAAAAAGGCCCUAGUGAGAUCGGACAACAAAUCUCUUGAAGUCAGUCUACCAGAGAGAACUUUUGGGACAAUCCUUAAGAUUUCAGUUCUGGUAGAUUUAGAGUUUCUAUUUUAAUGGAAACAAAAUAAUUUAGCUUUGUUUUUUUUUUAAGUCUGAAGUCCUGGGCUGUGUCCGAAAUUCCAUACUAUUUUUCAGAAUUGUGUGCAUAGUUCCAUUUUUUGUGCUAAUACAAUAUAGAAAAAUUGUUAAAUAGCAUAUUUUCCGGGAAUGUCACCACAGACACCCAGUUCAUAAUACUGCAAAUAUGAGUAUUACAAUACUGUCAUCAGUGGGCCAUGGGCUCAAUGUCCAUUGUGUUACCUCUUUCAGCAAUAGUGACUUAAAAGCCAUUUAUUUAAAAUGGAAUUUUUCAAGAUGCCACUUUAAAAUACAUAUACAGAAGUGGCUUCAAAAUAAUAAAUAAUGAUAAAAUUUUGCUCCACAGAACACCA